Molecule: messenger RNA, 2135 nt
Organism: Exophiala viscosa
Lineage: Eukaryota; Fungi; Ascomycota; Eurotiomycetes; Chaetothyriales; Herpotrichiellaceae
Product: putative MFS transporter
Exons: 3
Coding region: 341-1960 (539 amino acids)
Biological process (GO): transmembrane transport
Cellular component (GO): plasma membrane
Molecular function (GO): transmembrane transporter activity
Source: RefSeq, a predicted model, not a curated record
CAAGAGAUGUGGAGGAGGAGCCAAUGUCAAGGACUCAAAGUCAGUAAGCGAAGCAAAGUGCGUGGAUAUGUGGUCCCGACCGCUCUCAAGUACUGUCGGCUUGUGGAACCCAUCAACUUCCGGGGCAGAGAUGUCGCAGAGCAUCUCAACAGGUAUGCAUUCGGAGAUGGAUGCCGACUACUUCAAUCUGGAUGCUCGCUGAUCCAAGGAGACAUCCUACUGCAACACUCCUAAAACCUGGGUAAUAACAAACAUCGUCCCUUGCUAAACAAAAUCCCUUUGUUUCAUUGAGACGCCUCGUCGGGAAGCACACAGGCAGCAAGUCUAAUACUGGCCCGCCAUGAAGGACCACGAAGCUGAACACAACACGCUUGCCCGCGAUCUCACACACGACAUUGCUGGUGGCACCCAUACGAAGACCCUGGGCAGUCUUCGUCUGCGCAAUGUCGAUACCAAUGAGAGGAUUCUCAUCCCGACCCCGUCGGCCGAUCCCAAUGAUCCUUUGAACCGGACCACCUUCUUCAAGUACUACACGGCUAUUGCAGUCUGCUUCGCCAUGGUCAUGUGCAACUUCCUUGCAGCGGGACCGACCAUCGCCGUGGUCGAAACUGCUAUGGACUUCUUCCCCAACUGGAAGCAGAUGGGCCUUGUGGCCGCCAUCCAGAAGACGGUCUACUUCUUCAACACCACCGCUCUAUUCCAGGGCAUUGGAAAUUUGGUCUGGAUGCCCUUGAUCAACAAAUAUGGCCGUCGACCAAUAUAUGUCAUUUCCUUUACCAUCUAUUUCGUUACAGCCCUCUGGUGUGCUUUUGCUCAUCAGUAUGCCAACUUCUUGGUGGCUCGAAUCAUCAUGGGUCUCGCUGCAGGUGCCGGCGAAUGUUUGGCCCCUUUGACCAUCGCCGAUAUUUUUUUCCUCCACGAACGAGGCUUCGUCAUGUCCAUCUAUACCGCGGCGUUGAAUCUCGGCGUCGGGUUCGGCUUAAUCAUUGAUGGUUUGAUCACCAUCAAUCAUCCGUGGCGUGUCAUAUACUACGUCGCUGCGGCCCUGAUCGGUUUCCUCGUCGUGAUGGUGGUUCUUACCUUUCCAGAGACUGCCUAUAACCGGAUCGGGACGGAAACAGGUGACAAGGCUGUCGACCGCUCUGUCUACUAUCGAGAGACAGCAGAGGUCAGAGCACAUCCGGCCAAGAGAACUUGGACCCAGGAACUCCCACUCUUUCGUGGAACCUUUACAGAAGAAUCUCUUCUCGCCAUGACCCUGCGACCGCUUGGCCUUCUCAUCCUUCCGCCCGUGCUGUGGGCUACUCUAGUGCAGUCUGUGACCAUUGGCUUCAUCACGGCGGUGACCUCCAACGUCGCCUCGGCCUUCUCCACCACCUACGGCUUUGAAGCCUGGCAGUCGGGCCUGUGUUUCUUUUCUGCCAUCAUUGGGGCGUGCUUGGGCAUCAUUUUCGGUGGCAUGACGUCCGAUCGUGUUGCCGAUUUCUUCACCAGAAGAAACGGGGGCAUCCGAGAACCCGAAAUGCGUCUGCCUUCGAUCAUGAUCUCCUGCAUCACCUCUCCUCUGUCACUGAUCCUGUACGGCGUGGGCAUCCAGAACAAGCUGCAUUGGAUGUGCCCCACGGUAGGAAUUGGGUUGCUCAACUUCUCCAUCACACAGGCUUGCAAUGUUUCGCUCGUCUACAUCAUCGACGCCUACAGACCCAUUGCUGGCGAAGCCAUCAUCACACAGCUAGCCUUCAAAUCCUGCUUUGGGUUCCUCCUUGGUUUCUACACCAAUACAUGGGUCGCUGAGAGCGGCUAUGCUGCGGCCUACGGCGAGAUGGCGGCCAUUUCUGGGGGAGUGCUUCUUAUGUGGAUACCGCUCUACAUUUGGGGUAAGAGAAUUCGCAUUGCGACCUUGAACUGGGGAAUCAUGAAGUAUGUGCGGUGGGAUGAGGAUCGUGAGGUUGGUGAGUAGAUAGUGGCAGACGAGCUAGCAACACUCGACUCGGCAUCAAGGCUUCGAAGCUUGGAGCCGGUGAUAGCUGUGACUACAUGAUGGAUCCUUUGAUGGUGCUUGUGAUGUAUGAUGAGGGAAGGGACGAGUUGACGCGGUCACUGCUGUACGUAGUAGUCCUGUGAGGCAUCUGAAC